This is a messenger RNA of Gordionus sp. m RMFG-2023, 1079 nucleotides long. Its product is annotated as ER membrane protein complex subunit 3-like. Gene Ontology annotation, biological process: protein folding in endoplasmic reticulum. NCBI's taxonomy places the organism in Eukaryota, Metazoa, Nematomorpha, Gordioida, Chordodea, Parachordodidae. The record is from RefSeq and is a predicted model, not a curated record. The transcript has 8 exons. The coding region runs from base 16 to 786 and encodes 256 amino acids. Gene Ontology annotation, cellular component: membrane; EMC complex.
AAAAAAUAAUUUUAGAUGCACGAUCUAUUAUUAGAUUCGAAAAUAAGGAUUUAUGUAUUCUUGCCUAUAGUUGUAAUAACCUUCUUAGUUGGUAUCGUUCGACAUUAUGUUUCAAUUUUAUUAUUGUCUACCAAAACCGUUGAAAUACAGCAAAUUCAAGAUAGUCAAGCCCUAAUUAGGAGUCGGUUUUUGAGAGAAAAUGGUAAUUUUAUUCCUAAACAGUCAUUUAUCGCGAGGAAAAAUUAUUUUAAUAAUAUUGAAAAUGGAUAUUUUAAGAAUCAAAAGCGAAAACCAGUUGUGCAAAAUCCAAUAACAGACCCAGCUGUUAUGACAGAAAUGUUGAAAGGAAAUUUGACAAAUAUGUUGCCAAUGCUUGUCAUUGGUGGGUGGAUUAACUGGACAUUUUCUGGAUUUGUUACAACCAAAGUUCCAUUCCCUUUAACACUGAGAUUUAAGCCAAUGCUUCAACGAGGUAUUGAAUUACAAUCAUUGGAUGCUUCUUGGGUCAGUUCAGCAUCAUGGUAUUUUUUAAAUGUAUUUGGUCUACGUAGUAUAUACUCAUUAGUGUUGGGGGAAAAUAAUGCUGCAGAUCAAACUAAAAUAAUGCAGGAUCAAAUGUCAGGUGCAGCCCUUUCUAUGCCUCCAGAUCCUAAACAAGCAUUUAAAGCUGAAUGGGAAGCUUUAGAGUUGUGUGAACAUAAUUAUGCUCUUAAAGAUAUUGAGGAUAAAAUGAUAUAUAGAUCACCAUUGAUAUCAGAAGGCUAUUACCUCAAAUCUAGUUAUUAAUAUUAUUUAUUAUUAAUUUUAUUUAUUUACCAUAUUCUGCAUAUAAAUAUGAUAUAUUAUACUUUUGUAAUGUUAAUUUUAUCUAAUAUAAUAUAUAAUCUCCAUAAUGAAAACAAUUGCUUUUGUAUCAUCUUAAUGUAUCAACAUUUAAGGACACUAGAUAAUAUUGCCACCUACCACUAUCGAACCUGGAGAUUCUCAUUUAAAACUCUUUAUUUUUUUCAUUUUUAACUUAUAACUAUAAAAAAAUAUUUUGGAUCUUAAUAUAGUUAUUUAGAGUUUUUAAUUCAGAU